AUGGAGAAGGCAGCCAACGAACAGCUGACGGAACGUUGUGAGUCGGGGGAGAAAAGAGCCGAAGCCAGCGAGCGCCGGUGCACAGUGAUGGAGACGCGACUGGAGGAGGCACAGGAGACAAUUGUCAGACUGGAGCACCAGUUGCAGAAAGCAGCAGAAAAGAUAGAGUGGCUGACAGAAUCGCACGAUCGAACAAAAGAGGAUGAAGCAGCACUCAGGGUGUGUACAAAGAAUGAACAGAAAAAUAAAUGUCUGCGGAUUCGCAUGAAUGGUUAA
Molecule: messenger RNA, 276 nt
Organism: Protopolystoma xenopodis
Lineage: Eukaryota; Metazoa; Platyhelminthes; Monogenea; Polystomatidea; Polystomatidae
Source: the annotation of a GenBank genome assembly